Messenger RNA from Raphanus sativus (radish), 1174 nucleotides. RefSeq names its product bidirectional sugar transporter SWEET14. Lineage: Eukaryota; Viridiplantae; Streptophyta; Magnoliopsida; Brassicales; Brassicaceae. Gene Ontology annotation, biological process: carbohydrate transport. Gene Ontology annotation, cellular component: membrane. The record is from RefSeq and is a predicted model, not a curated record. Gene Ontology annotation, molecular function: sugar transmembrane transporter activity. The transcript is spliced from 6 exons. The coding region runs from base 129 to 950 and encodes 273 amino acids.
UCAUAUCGAAGAAAACUCAGUUAGAGCUAACAAGAGUUAGACAUCUCCUCUUGUUUCCUUCUUCAUUUAUUCGAUAAUCACAUCCAAAAGUAGAAAAAUAAUCGAGAACUCAUUUACAAAACAAUCAAAUGGCUCUCAACGUACUGGCUUUUACAUUUGGAAUCAUGGGGAACAUCAUAUCGUUCAUCGUUUUCUUGGCACCAGUUCCAACUUUCGUCAGGAUCUACAAGAAAAAAUCGAUAGAAGGUUUUCAAUCACUUCCCUAUGUCUCAGCGCUCUUUAGCGCAACGCUAUGGAUUUACUAUGCUAUGCAGAAAGAUGGAUCAGGCUUACUUCUGAUUACCAUAAACGCCGUGGGAUGCUUCAUCGAAACCAUCUACAUCAUACUCUUUAUUACCUAUGCUAACAAGAAAGCUAGAAUUUCAACUUUGAAGGUUCUUGGGCUCUUGAACUUCUUGGGUUUUGCCGCUAUUAUCCUUGUCUGUGAGCUCUUGACCAAAGCAUCGAACCGUGAGAAGGUCCUUGGAGGGAUUUGCGUCGGGUUUUCCGUUUGCGUUUUUGCAGCUCCUUUAAGCAUCAUGAGAGUGGUGAUACGAACAAGAAGUGUGGAGUUUAUGCCGUUCUCUCUAUCAUUGUUUCUUACACUCAGCGCCAUAACGUGGCUCUUCUAUGGUCUUGCUAUCAAAGACUUCUACGUUGCACUUCCAAACAUUAUGGGUGCGUUUCUCGGAGCAGUUCAAAUGAUUCUCUACGUCAUAUACAAGUACUACAAAGCUCCAAAAACUGACGACACGGAGAAACCCAAAACGGUGCAGGAUCACUCAAUCGAUAUGGUCAAGCUUGCAACAACUCCAGUUUCGGGUGAGAUGAUAGUUCAUCCUCAAACUCAUGGUGGUGGUGAUUUGGAGGGUCAGAUGGAAACGAAAGUGUCAAACCAAAUCCAAACCUAAGCAGCUUUUUCAUAUUAGUGAUUUUAUCAAUGCUGUACUGUUGAGUCGUGUUUCACUAGAUUGUACUUUGUUGCUUUUCUUUGUCUUUUCUCCCAUCGUAUUUAUUUCGAAUUAUAUCGAAAUUUGUGUUAUCCUUCAAAAGUAUGUACGCAUGUUUUAGUUCUUGUAAAAUAGUUCUGAUGUUAAAUACUUGAAUCGAUCCUGGUUUGGCUAAUGAGGAAAGG